UUUCUAAAUUAUAAAAUGAUUGGGGUAUUAUAGUAUUAAGGUAGAGAAACUACUCUCGAAUUGGAACCUGGCUUCAGUCGUAUCUCUCUCUUGUAUGUAUGUCUGUAUAAUUAUUAUUAGCUCGCCUCCGGUGGAAUAUUACUAUCAAUGCUGAUGAUGGUUCGCCUAUUUUCUAUGCUGAUUGCCAAACUUGUAAAUGAAAUGAGUCAAAAAUAUAUUAUAAUAAUAAUAUGAUGACUUUAAUAUUAAACGUAGUAUUUACUUACAAGAAAGAGAGAUGCGUUUUUAUUUACAUAUUGACAGAUUCAAAUAAAUAUCGGAAGCUAACACUUCAAUUUUAGAUCAGUAAAAUCUUCUCACAGUGAAUGGUAGCGACUGCAGAGAAGCCGAUCGAGCAACACAAAUUCCCCAAUUCCAACCCUCAAUCCAUAUAAACAUAUAUAUUGUGGGUUUCGCGGCUGAGAUCUCGGAAGGGAUUUGGAAUUGAUCGAAAAUGUACAGCGGGUCAAGCGACGGCGAGGCGGCGGCGCCCAGGAAGAUCCCGGCGGCGUCUGCCAUGCUUUGGGUUCGAAAUCUUCGCCGCUACAUCGGAUCUGGCGCCGGCCUAGGAUCCGAAGCUCUUAUGGAAUUGGAGACCAAGAAGAUUUUGUUGGACAUUUUCAAGGAGAAGCAGCAGAAGAGCGCCGAAGCUGGUGCCAUUCCCAGCUUCUACAAAAGGAAACCUGAAGAAGGUUCCAUCAGCCAUAGGGUUCAGAGACUCGCCAAAUAUCGGUUUCUCAAGAAACAAUCUGAUCUUCUGCUGAAUGCUGAUGACCUGGAUGCCAUGUGGGUUUGCCUGAGGGAAAAUUGUGUGAUCGAUGAUGCAACUGGUGCUGAAAAGAUGAAUUAUGAAGACUUCUGCCAUAUUGCCUCCGUAUGUACAGAACAAAUAGGCCCCAAAUGCCGACGAUUUUUUAGUCCAUCCAAUUUCAUGAAGUUUGAGAAAGAUGAAUCGGGAAGAAUUUCUAUUCUCCCUUUCUAUCUCUAUGUGAUGCGCACGGUUUCACUUACUCAAGCGAGAAUUGAUAUGAGUGAGCUUGAUGAAGAUUCUGAUGGCUUCCUUCAACCUCAUGAAAUGGAGGCAUAUAUAAGGGGUCUAAUUCCAAAUUUGGCUCAGUUGAGGGACAUGCCUGCUGCUUUUGUGCAAAUGUACUGUCGCAUAGCUGCACACAAGUUCUUUUUCUUUUGUGAUCCACAUAAACGAGGUAAAGCUUGCAUAAAGAAGGUGUUGCUUAGCAAUUGUCUUCAGGAGCUAAUGGAACUACAUCAGGAAAGUGAGGAAGAAGCUACUGAUACCGAACAGGCUGAGAAUUGGUUCUCUUUGACGUCUGCUCAGCGCAUCUGUGACAUGUUCUUAGCUCUCGAUAAAGAUAUGAAUGGAACAUUGAGCAAACAGGAGCUUCGAGAUUAUGCAGAUGGGACAUUGACCGAUAUCUUCAUUGAGAGAGUGUUUGAUGAGCAUGUUCGGCGUGGGAAAACUGGUGGUGGGAACACAAGGGAGAUGGAUUUCGAGAGUUUUCUGGACUUUGUUCUAGCCUUAGAAAACAAAGACACCCCGGAAGGAUUGACCUACUUGUUUAGGUGUCUUGAUCUUCAGGGAAGGGGAUUUCUCACGACUGCUGAUGUCCACACACUCUUCAGGGACGUACACCAGAAAUGGAUCGAGGGCGGGAACUAUGAGCUGUGUAUCGAGGAUGUACGCGAUGAAAUAUGGGAUAUGGUGAAACCUGCGGAUCCACUGACAAUAACACUCGCGGACUUGCUUGCGUGCAAGCAAGGUGGAACCGUUGCGAGCAUGCUUGUAGAUGUGCGAGGUUUCUGGGCUCACGACAACCGAGAGAAUCUUCUUCAGGAAGAAGAAGAGCCCCCCGAAGAGGAACAACAACAAGUUUAGAGGAGGAGAAGGCUUCUUAAUUCUUAUGUUGUAGUAGUAAUCUGAAUUUUCAUCAUCAAGAUGAUAUGAUAUCAUGGAUGGAUCUUAGAUAACUUGUAAAGAAUCAAUGCACGAAUGGCUGACUUGAACAAUGUGACCAAAUUUGUGUUACUUAUGUUUGUUUGGAACUAGUAUUUGUUCAA
Messenger RNA from Andrographis paniculata, 2115 nucleotides. RefSeq names its product probable serine/threonine-protein phosphatase 2A regulatory subunit B'' subunit TON2. The transcript has 12 exons. NCBI's taxonomy places the organism in Eukaryota, Viridiplantae, Streptophyta, Magnoliopsida, Lamiales, Acanthaceae. Gene Ontology annotation, biological process: cortical cytoskeleton organization; microtubule cytoskeleton organization; regulation of dephosphorylation. The coding region runs from base 494 to 1933 and encodes 479 amino acids. Gene Ontology annotation, cellular component: centrosome; spindle. The record is from RefSeq and is a predicted model, not a curated record. Gene Ontology annotation, molecular function: calcium ion binding.